Messenger RNA from Sander lucioperca (pikeperch), 975 nucleotides. RefSeq lists its product as uncharacterized. Lineage: Eukaryota; Metazoa; Chordata; Actinopteri; Perciformes; Percidae. Bases 180 to 668 code for a protein of 162 amino acids. The record is from RefSeq and is a predicted model, not a curated record. The transcript has 4 exons.
UGGAGGAAAUACGUGGUUGUCACGCCCAGCCUGUUGAGCAGGUGUAGCAGGUUACAGGUAGGCCGACAGUAAACACGCAGUCACACCGUGCACGUCUGGAGAGAUAUGAACAAGUGACCCGGCAGGCAACAUAAACUCAACCACUUUGCCCCUUGUGUCUUUUAGUCGUCUCAAUCAAGAUGAAGCUCGCGAUUUGUUUGGCCUUCCUGAGUGUGGCUGUGGUGGCUGUAAUGAUUUUCCAGGCCGUGCGCCAGGAGUUGAACCUGCGUGUUUUGAAAAGCCGCACGGUGGAGAACACUGAGCAGAUCAAGAGGAAAGAGAAUACCAUCAUCGAAGUGAAAAGCAAAAUCCAGGCGAUGAAAUCAAAGCUGGUGUUCGUCAACACCAACAUAGAUACGCUGAAGAAGAAGAAGACAGACAGUGACCAAAAAGCACAGGACCUCAGUAAAAAUCUGCAGACCUGUAACACAGAGAAGGAAGAUGUUGAGAAGAAGACCUCAGGUAUGAGAGAGAGCAUGACUAAACUCAAAGCUGAUCACGAACAGGCUAAAAAGAAGGCUGAAGAGGACAUUCAGAGCUUGAAACAACAGAUUUUGGAUAGAGACAAAGCUAUUUGUGCCUUUGCCGAUACAUCCAAGGAGGAAGCACGGAGGCUGUGUGGACUCUAAAUAAAGUAAACUCAGAAACAUUCAACUGUUGAGAACAUUAAAAAAAGAAGCAUACCAUGCAAAUGAGGAUAAAAUUUGUAAUAUUGCUGAUGUGAGUACAGCUCUGAUGGUUUUCUUAUGAGAAAGAAACAGCUGUUUGUACAUUAAUUUAUUGGACAAAUUGCACAGACAUAGGGAGUUGGGAAAUAUGUUGCACAGUUUUGUACCAUUUUGUAAUGUGAUUGUUUUGGUGGGAUCUAGUUAUGCCCUUUGUCUCUGUAAAAUACUUGUGAUUUCAGCGUCCACAAAUAAAUGGACUUGACUGUCA